AUGGAAGCCACCAGAGCUUCAAUCAAGACCGCAAAACUUACUGAAAUCGUGACGGCACUUACUCAAUGGAAGUCUAUAGGUUGUGAAGAAAGAGGUAGCAGUUCUUUGCGGGCAGCGGACAAGCCGAUCAAGGUUUGUGAAACGAUGCGUACGAUGUCAUCGUGGGGCAAGUGGACCUGGUAUAAUUUAGGUGUUUGUCAGAUGCUGACGACGCUUUUAAAAGAGCAAAAAGCAGCAGUUUCCUUGGACGACUAUCAGAGACAGUCAGUACUAUGA
This is a messenger RNA of Peronospora belbahrii, 276 nucleotides long. NCBI's taxonomy places the organism in Eukaryota, Oomycota, Peronosporomycetes, Peronosporales, Peronosporaceae. The record is from the annotation of a GenBank genome assembly.